AUCCAUGGUGAUGAUGGACGAGGAAGAGGGGCCCACCAAUCCGCUUUAGUAGAGAGAAAGAAAGAUAGGAAGAUUUAUUAUUAUUAUUCAAUUAAUUUCCCAGGGUUUCUCUCAUCUUUGCUUGCUUGUGCUCUUCAUCCUCCUCCUCAGUCCUUAAACCCAAAAGAAAGGCGGUGAACGUCAAUUCACCAUUUUGCCUAUAAAAGCCCCCAACUCCCCAAAAGAGAAGUUACACCCACACCCACAUCCAUUCCUUUUUUUCCCUGUAGAUCAUUUUAAUCCAUACACCUGUCCCAAACCAGCAUCAAAUGACCCUUAGUAGUAGUCCUCUGGAGGAACCCGGAGAAGCCGAAAAGAUACCGACUGAAAACGACGGGAUGAUGAUAACGAUGACCGGGUUGAUGAACCAGUACUGGAUGAAGUGGAUGAUUAUGAGUGAGCCGGAGGAAUUAGACGCCGCCGAUAUCUUGAUCCAACUCAGCGGCUCCGUUUCUCAUUCGGGCCGUUCCGCAAUUGACUCCCCCGGACCCGCCGGAAGCAGCAGCAGCUGCAAUAAAGGAGACGCUGAUAAUAAUAGUAUUAAGAAGUUGGCGAAGCUUUCGAGAGAUGAUGAUGAGGAGGAGGAAAGCUUCUGUGCUACUGCGGUGGCUGGUGGUGGUGGUCGGGAAGUACGGCUGCCGCUGUCCUCCUCCUCCUCGUUUUUCCGGCCGGCCGAGUUACAAAAGCGGGAUCUUGUCGAUGCUGAUGAUGAUGAAUCGGUAGAAAUGGGUUGUGGAGAAAUUGAAGGGUACCCUUUGAGGAGAAAGAGGAAGUUCCGAUCCAUUCUCGAUCUGUACGCUCGUACCCACCCUUCUCCGGUCACCAAGAAAUCCAAAACCCAGCCACUACCCCGACGGUCGACAAUCCAAUAAUUCCGACUCGGCACGUACGUUUUUUUCUUUCCGGUUUUAGCUAGUGUUAGUUUUUUCAAUUUUGCAUCACAUCGAGAGAAAUGGUUUUUUUUUUUUUUUUUGGCUUAUUGUAAAUAUACUCUCUUAUAUUUAUAAAUAGCAUAGUAAUAAUAUUAGUGUAUGCAAAAUAUUUUUCUAAUUCCCUUUUAAACUGUGUUGAAAUUUCUGUCUCAGUCGAUAUAUAUUAUUAUCCUUCAACUUCAAGAGCAAGUUUUUGAGUAGAGAAGAACACGUACGUAAUUGCCGUCAGUUAAAGUAUUUUGCUUACGUUUCACGGCGACUCUGCACACACGAUUGCUUUACGUUUUUAAUUUCAC
This is a messenger RNA of Oldenlandia corymbosa var. corymbosa, 1267 nucleotides long. The record is from the annotation of a GenBank genome assembly. NCBI's taxonomy places the organism in Eukaryota, Viridiplantae, Streptophyta, Magnoliopsida, Gentianales, Rubiaceae.